Molecule: messenger RNA, 1634 nt
Organism: Pimephales promelas (fathead minnow)
Lineage: Eukaryota; Metazoa; Chordata; Actinopteri; Cypriniformes; Leuciscidae
Product: sorting nexin-10A
Biological process (GO): cilium assembly; vesicle organization; intracellular protein transport
Cellular component (GO): endosome
Molecular function (GO): phosphatidylinositol phosphate binding
Source: RefSeq, a predicted model, not a curated record
CGUAAACUUACUCGCCUGCUGAGUGUGUCAAGGCAUGCUGCAAAUGAGUUAUUUCCCAUUUAAUAGGAUUUCCCAGACAGGCUGAAGAAAAUCUGAAUGUGAUAGACUAUGUCAACAAAUAAACCUGAGAAUUCGGGACAGCAGCAGAACGAUCAGCUCUUACCAGAGAGGAAUUCUGCAAGCAGCCAACCACUGAAAACCAGUCACGCACUUCAGCACAUGGAGGAUCAAGACAAUGGAUGUCAAAUCUCUGAGAUGGAAAACGCAAGCCUUGUGAAUAAGGAGUUUAUAACUGUAUGGGUUCGAGAUCCUCAGGUACACAAGGAGGAUUUCUGGCACACGUACAUCAACUAUGAGAUCUGUCUUCAUACCAAUAGCAUGUGUUUCCGAAAGAAGACCUCUUGUGUGAGGAGGAGGUAUAGUGAGUUUGUUUGGCUGCGGCAGAAACUGCAGAACAACGCUCUGCUCAUAGAGUUACCUAAACUCCCUGCCCGAAAUCCUUUCUUCAAUCUCAAUAAUGACACCCAGAUCACCCAACGGAUGCAGGGGCUGCAACAGUUUCUUGAGGCAGUUCUACAUACACCAUUACUGCUGUCCGACAGUCGACUGCACCUGUUCUUGCAGUCACAACUGAGCAUUGCAAAAAUGGACGCUUGUGCACAGGGACUGACACAUUACACUGUUGCACAAGCAAUCCAGCGAUGUAUAGGCGACGCACGUUUCCCUGUGGAGGAACCGCAUCAAGAAGACGGCAAAACCUGCUGCGACUCUGACUGUGACAGUACAACAUCCUCUGGCUUGGGCAACAGUAUAGAACCCGUUGAAGAAGACUCGUCCCAUAACGAGAGCUUUUCCCAUGAAUUUCAAGCCACAACCCCUGAGGCAGAACUCUUUAGCAGCCUGUCUUCAUCUCCUAGCAACCUGCAGCAUGUGCACCCUUGAAGUUCACUCAAAGUUAUGUGAACUCAAGAGAUGUACAUAUUCUCUGUCAAAGAGAGCCCCUGUUGCUGCUUACAGCCUCCAGAGUUCUAUUUGGAUGGAUAAGUGAAAAAAAUGUUGUUUUUUUAUUACAUGUUGUGUUUGUGUCCAUGCUGCUUUUGUUUUUUUUUAAGUCUGUGUAAAAUAUAUUUUUAUUUCAUUUCCUGUGGUCAUCAUAUUAAAUUAUCCUCCUUUACUAAAGUGCUGACAUAAGUAAAGUAAAGUAGACAGGAGUGAAUUACAGUAUGACUUGGCAUUAUUCCUAAUGUUUUUCUUGAUCCUGUCAUUCAGGUUUCUACUUUAUGCGUUUAAUGUGUGCCUGACAAAGAAGCUUUUUCUCUUUUAUUUCGCUUCAGUAUUUUCUUCUGUACAGAUGUGCUUUUGUUUAACAGAUUUUAAGAUAAUAUCAGUAAGUUGAAAAAUAUCAUGUAUUAAUUAUAAGAUUUUUUUUAAAGAAACGUGUAAUUGACAUUGCUGAAAAUGAGUGUUGAAGAAUGUAAGUGUAUGAGGGAUGUGUAAGUACAUUUUUUUUUUAUUGUGAUUUAGUGUUAUUUCAGCAUUAAAUGAAGAAUAUCCUAGUUGUGAAUGGAAUUUGUUGAUGAAAUGCCUAGAGAUAACAUAUUAUCUAAAUAAAACAAACACUAAAUAACUUCAAA